UACCUUACCAUCAGCAAAACAUCGCGAGAUUAUGCAAAGAGCCCGAGCGUAAACGCGAACUCAGACUGUGAUGUCAUUUUCAUGAGACGGGCUACUACACAGCAAACAAGUCGUUAGCUUAUUUUUUUCCCCACGAGCUGCGUUGUUUUAAAGCAUGGCGAGCUCCAAGAAAGGAAAGAAAGUUGUGAAUCAAGAAGAACUCCGGCGCUUGAUGCGUGAAAAGCAAAGGCAGGCGUCCGAUAAGAAGCGCGUCGAGUCUCCUUUUGCUAAAUACAGCAGCCUCGGGCACCUCAGUUGUGUCCUGUGCAAUGUGCAGGUGAAGUCGGAACUACUGUGGCCGGCUCAUGUUCUUGGAAAACAGCACAAAGAGAAAGUCGCUGAGCUGAAGGAAGCAAAGACUCAACCGGUGGCACCACAGAGUCAGGCAGUUAAGAGGAAAGCGCCGGAUAACGAGGACGUUAACGGGAAAAAACAGAAGCCUGCUCCAGCUGCAGGACAGUCAGGGCUGCCAGGGGAUUUUUUUGCGAAACCCAGUGGAAGGGCUCCUGUUUCUACGCAAACGUCUGCAGGGUUGAGUCUGUUAGCUGGCGUCUAUGAUGAGGAUGAGGAUGAUGGUGGUCAUGAGGAAGGAGCAGGGAGCUCAGAUCCCCCUCCUCAGAAGGCUGAAGCUGCAGGUUUGCCUGCCGAUUUCUUUGACAGCUCUAUCCCAUCUACAACCGCCAUCUCCCACUCUGGAUCCAUCCUCAAGGCAGAUGUGCCGGAGAAAAGCGCUGAAAAGAAAGAAAACACAGCCGAGGCGCUGCCAGAGGGCUUCUUCGAUGAUCCAAUAAGAGAUGCCAAAGUGCGUAAUGUCGACGCGCCGAAAGAUCAUAUGGACAAGGAAUGGGAGGAGUUUCAAAAGGAAAUACGACAAGUUAACACAAAAUCAGAUGCCAUCGUAGCGGAGGAAGACGAGGAGGGCCGCCUAGAACGACAGAUUGAUGAGAUCGAUGAACAAAUUGAGUGUUAUAAGAGGGUUGAGCUGCUGAGAGACAAGCGUGAUGUGAUGAAGUGUAAACCUUUGUCCCAGAAAGAGGAACAAAUGGAGACUGAUGGCAACACUGAGGAUAAGGAGGAGGAUGAAGAGGAGCUGCUGGGGCUUUUGUCCCGGGACUGGAGGGCUAAAGGGGCACUGGCAUAAAAAUGAGUGCUGUAUAUUUGAUAACUGUUUCCAAUGUUGUCAAGAAUGCAUCUAUUAAGUGCAGAGUGUUCAAUUCAAAUGUCAGAAAUGUGUAAAUAUGUUUGUUGGAAGAUUUCGUCACAUCUGUUUUAUAUAUUUCACACAAUCAGUGAUGUAAGGCAUUCUAAUAAUAAACUCACAUGGAGACAAGG
Betta splendens (Siamese fighting fish) is the source of this 1371-nucleotide messenger RNA. RefSeq names its product zinc finger protein 830 (gene znf830). Gene Ontology annotation, biological process: mitotic DNA damage checkpoint signaling; mitotic DNA replication checkpoint signaling; nuclear DNA replication. The record is from RefSeq and is a predicted model, not a curated record. The coding region runs from base 155 to 1180 and encodes 341 amino acids. The transcript has a single exon. Gene Ontology annotation, cellular component: nucleus; spliceosomal complex. NCBI's taxonomy places the organism in Eukaryota, Metazoa, Chordata, Actinopteri, Anabantiformes, Osphronemidae. Gene Ontology annotation, molecular function: zinc ion binding; nucleic acid binding.